UUUGUAUGAUUUAUUGAUCAAAUUGGUUUAGUACCGCGUGUGACCGACUGAACAAGAAACUAGUUUCUUAAGUUUAAAUACACGCUACGACCUCGCUGGCGGGUCGAUCGAUUCCCAUUCUGCUCCGCGAGCCAGGACUCUCGCAAUUGCGCACAUUCUACCCGAUUUCUGGCCACUAAUAUUUAUAAAGCGCAAGGCACGCCGGGUUGACGACAAGUGCACAAAAUAAUCGCGGCCGUGUACGAGCUUAUUACAACGUUGUAUUAUGGCGCUCUCGUUGGGCCAUUCGCAGGUGCGCCAGAACUUCCACAAAGACUGCGAGGAUGCAAUUAACAAACAGAUAAAUUUGGAAUUGUUCGCGAGCUACACAUACCUGUCAAUGGCUUAUCAUUUUGAUCGCGAUGAUGUCGCAUUGCCAGGACUGCAUAAAUACUUUAAAAAGUGUUCGUAUGAAGAGCGCACACACGCUGAACUGCUGAUGGAAUAUAUGAACAAACGCGGCGGACAUAUUGUUCUUGCAGAUAUUGCACCACCAGAGAAAAGCGACUGGGGGCAUGCACAGGAUGCUAUGCAAGCUGCAUUGGAUUUGGAACGAAAAGUCAAUGAUGCUUUGUUAAAUUUACACAGUGUUGCAUCAGGGCACAUGGACGUCAAUUUCUGUGAUUUCUUGGAGACGCAUUAUUUGCAAGAGCAAAUUGAUGCGAUAAAAGAAAUAGCAGGCCAUGUUACCAAUCUUAAACGUGUAGGCGAAGGACUCGGCGUGUUUUUGUUUGACAAGGAAUUGGGUGAACAAGACUAAGCAAUGAAAUCAAUGACAACGAAUACGAAUUUGCAAGGGAAGUAAAUUACAAUUAUACAUUGUCACAUACGUAUAUAGAAAGCACACCUAAAAUAAUAAUUGUACUAUUAUUAGGAUAUGAUGGUGUGAUAACAUUGCAAAAGAUAUUUAACAAUUAUAUUCGGUUUAGUUCUUAAAAAUAGAGUUUCGAGAACUGGGCACAUAAAAGACUGUUGGCUUGAUAAAGGAAAUUCGUCAAUUGACAAAAAGACAUGUGAAAAACCAAUUUGUGAAAUGCUCUAAUGCUUUUUAGUAAGACUUAUGACUAUGAGUGAAAUACAGAAAGAAACCUUUGAAAUUUUCAAUACUUAUUAUCUGUUGCCAGAGAAACUAAUAUUUUUGAUUAAAAAAUUAUGAUACAUCAAAGUCAAUGCAAUUAAAAGUUUAUAAAUUUUAAAAUGUUACCAAAGUGUUUUAUAGGGGCUUUAUUCGUAAAUUAUAGUAAUUCAUCAUGUUUAAACAGAA
Molecule: messenger RNA, 1303 nt
Organism: Dalotia coriaria
Lineage: Eukaryota; Metazoa; Arthropoda; Insecta; Coleoptera; Staphylinidae
Product: soma ferritin-like
Exons: 3
Coding region: 266-799 (177 amino acids)
Biological process (GO): intracellular iron ion homeostasis; iron ion transport
Cellular component (GO): cytoplasm
Molecular function (GO): ferrous iron binding; ferric iron binding
Source: RefSeq, a predicted model, not a curated record